Molecule: messenger RNA, 1562 nt
Organism: Nicotiana tabacum (common tobacco)
Lineage: Eukaryota; Viridiplantae; Streptophyta; Magnoliopsida; Solanales; Solanaceae
Product: aspartic proteinase PCS1-like
Biological process (GO): proteolysis
Cellular component (GO): extracellular region
Molecular function (GO): aspartic-type endopeptidase activity
Source: RefSeq, a predicted model, not a curated record
CACCUCUCACAAAUUAAAACCAUAUAAUUCUCCUUCCUUUCUUCUCUACAAAAAUCUUCAAAAAGAAAUACUCUCAUGGCUUCUUCUUCUAGAGUUUUUGUUCUUCUUCUUCUCAUAAUCUUCAAUUUUCUCUACAUCUCAGCACAAAAAACCAUUAAACAUAAGCCUUUUUCUAUGUCAUUUCCUCUUAUUUCAACAUCUUUAUCACAUAACUCUUCUUCUAAAGCUCUUUUUCUUUCUUCUUUUAUGGCUUCUAAUAAUAGAAGACAAACUCAAAAUACAAAAACUAUGUCUAGAAUUCCAUCUUUGAACUAUAAAUCAACUUUUAAAUAUUCAAUGGCUUUAAUUGUUACACUACCAAUAGGAACACCACCACAAAAUCAACAAAUGGUUUUGGACACUGGUAGCCAACUUUCUUGGAUUCAAUGUCAUAAGAAAAUUCCCAAAAGACCCCCACCAACGACGUCGUUUGAUCCUUCUUUGUCUUCUACUUUCUCUGUUCUUCCUUGUACUCAUCCUUUAUGUAAGCCAAGAAUUCCCGAUUUUACCCUUCCAACUACUUGUGACCAAAAUCGUUUGUGCCACUAUUCCUACUUUUAUGCUGAUGGUACUUUAGCUGAGGGUAAUCUUGUCCGUGAAAAAAUUACAUUUUCACGUUCCCAAAGUACCCCUCCUUUGAUUCUUGGUUGUGCGACCGAGUCCGAAGAUGCUGAGGGUAUUUUGGGAAUGAAUCUUGGACGGUUUUCUUUUGCCUCCCAAGCUAAGGUACAAAAAUUCUCAUAUUGCGUGCCAAUUAGACAAGGUAGCCAUGCAGUUAAACCUAGUGGAACAUUUUACCUAGGCCAAAACCCUAAUUCCCAUACAUUUCAAUACAUAAAUCUUUUGACUUUUCCUCAAAGUCAACGCAUGCCAAAUUUGGAUCCACUAGCUUUUACUGUUGGCAUGGUGGGGAUAAAAAUUGGCGGCAAAAAAUUAAACAUCUCCGGGAGGGUUUUCCGGCCAAACGCUGGUGGUUCCGGCCAGACGAUCAUUGAUUCCGGCACGGAGUACACUUUCUUAGUGGAAGAAGCGUACAAUAAGGUCAGAGAAGAAAUUGUUAGGUUAGUAGGUCCAAGAUUGAAAAAAGGUUACGUUUAUGGUGGUGCACUCGACAUGUGCUUCGAUAACCGUCCGAUCGAAAUCGGACGGUUGAUAGGUGAUAUGACAUUGCAAUUUGAAAACGGGGUUGAUAUUUUGAUCAAUAAGGAAAGGAUGUUGGAUGAAGUAGAAGGUGGGAUCCAUUGUGUUGGAAUCGGACGGUCAGAAUCACUUGGAAUAGCAAGCAAUAUUAUUGGUAAUUUUCACCAGCAAAAUUUAUGGGUAGAAUUUGAUAUGAGAAAUCGACGAGUAGGUUUUGGCAAAGGAGAGUGUAGUAGGCAAGUGUAAUGAGUAUUAGUCAUAUACAAGAGGAUGAUUUAGGGCUUGUGCUGUGUAAAAUAUUAUAGUAAUCUAGUAGAUUAUGAGAAAAUAUGAUGUAUUAUAUGUAUAUGCAAUUGAUUAAAUUUGCCAUUCUUUUAUAGUUA